CAGUAAUAAACUAGACACAGGCCAACAGCCACUGCCCUUACCAUGAAGACAGUAGAUACCUUUGUAUUCCUUGCUCUGGCAUUUGUCUGCUGCUUCUCAGGUAUUGCCAGCAAAGAUAUAAAUAAGCUUUUGCAGGAUGAGUGCAUGGAAUUUUGGCCGCUCUUACGCAGUGGGCUUUUUUAUUGCAAUAGAGAUAACAACCCCGUCCGCGGCCCUGAUGGCAAAACACACACCAACAAAUGCGUCAUGUGUAGACAGAUGAUGGCAAGUCAAAUAAAUAAUGGAUUAACGGGUGGAGGAGAAAAUGUGAUCAGAAGUCCGACAGGAAAGGAUGAGUGCAGUGAAUUUCGAUCACAAGUCAAUGCUAACGGAGAACUCAUCUGCACAAAAGAGAAUGACCCCGUGCGUGACGCUUCUGGCCGGCAGCACAGCAACAAGUGUCUCAUGUGUGCAGAGAAGUUCAUAGAAGAUGCUCAAAGAGGCAUCCAGUUUGGUAGAAAUACGCAGCAACAAACUGUGAACAGCCUUGAUGGGAAGAGCACGUAUCAGAACAGCUGCAGCCAGUCUGGUGGGACCUCUCCCUGCCCUGCCGAUAGUCAGGCUGCUCAGGGCGAUAGCAGACCAAACAGCGGGUAUGGAGGCACACAGCAAGGCACAGCUCAGUACAGUGGAAUCUGUGGAACACAGUCUGGCAUCAACCAAAGAGAGAACCAAGGUGUUGGCAAUGGCAUUAUCAUUCCGAUGGACUGCAGGCGGAUUCUGCAUGGAAUAAAGGGUGACGCAAUUCUCUGCAGAAAUUCCUGGGAACCCAUUUGUGGCACGGAUGGAAAAACAUACAGCAACAUAUGCUUCUUGUGUUCGGAGAUGAUGAGAACUGGAAACAGCAUUACAGUAAGGACUGAGGGGGAAUGUGCCAAUGCUGCUUCAGCAAAGGUCAACUGCAGUCAGUACCCCCAAACCAAAGGGAGAGUACUGUGCACCCACAUGUCCCAGAUGGUGUGUGGAACAGAUGGUAUGACAUACAGCAGCGAGUGUAUGCUGUGCAAUCAAAUCCUGUAA
Messenger RNA from Dermochelys coriacea (leatherback sea turtle), 1059 nucleotides. RefSeq names its product serine protease inhibitor Kazal-type 5-like. The transcript is spliced from 11 exons. The record is from RefSeq and is a predicted model, not a curated record. Gene Ontology annotation, molecular function: protein binding. Bases 43 to 1059 code for a protein of 338 amino acids. Lineage: Eukaryota; Metazoa; Chordata; Testudines; Dermochelyidae.